Messenger RNA from Postia placenta MAD-698-R-SB12, 1578 nucleotides. RefSeq lists its product as hypothetical. The transcript has 8 exons. The record is from RefSeq and is a predicted model, not a curated record. The coding region runs from base 1 to 1578 and encodes 525 amino acids. Lineage: Eukaryota; Fungi; Basidiomycota; Agaricomycetes; Polyporales; Adustoporiaceae.
AUGCACGAAGUUGAACUUGGAGUAUGGAAGGCACUGUUCACUCAUUUGAUUCGUAUUCUCUAUGCAGUUGCUCCAUCAGGACAAAUGGUUGUCGAAUUGAAUCAUCGAUUUCGUCAAAUCCCUCCAUUUGGAUGUACCACCAUCCGUAGAUUCUCAGAGAAUGUCUCGGAAAUGAAGAAGAUGGCAGCACGCAACUAUGAGGACCUUCUGCAGUGCUCAAUCACAGCUUUCGAGGGCUUGCUACCCUCUGAGUUCGACAAUGUCAUCAUGUCGCUUCUGUACCGCUUUGCAGAGUGGCAUGCACUCGCAAAGCUGCGCAUGCAUACAGACUCUACAUUAGACAGAUUGCGACAGAUCACUGAACAGCUCGGGAAAUGCUUGCGACACUUCCAUGAUCAUGUCUGCCCAGCAUUCAAGACUGUCGAGCUUCCAAAGGAAGCACGAGCGCGAACUCGACAAGACCAGCAGCGAGCAUCUAUGACACAGAAUAACCAAAAACCAUCUGGUGAAACCCAUCGAUUGAAGGCUUUCAAUCUCUGCACAUACAAGCAUCAUGCUUUUGGUGAUUAUGCCCAUCUCAUACCACGUCUCAGAACCACUGACUCGGCGAACUUGAACAUCAGCAAACCAAGUGACACUAUGCACUUACCAACAAAAAUGAUCCCGCGAGCCAACUCACGAGACUGGAGCGGUAAGCUGCGCUGCCGCCCUCAACACGUCAGCUUCGUGGAUUCCGAGCCGCUACCAUACACAGACAUCCAUAUGCACCAUCAUAUGUCCGAUUCAAUGAGCUAUCCCCGUCAUCUUUUUGCCUUUGUACAUGAGCUUGGAACCGAUCCAGCUGUUAAGAACUUCAUUCCCCAACUGAAGAAUCACCUUUUAUCUCGCCUUCUUGGCUUGGACUUCGACGGGAACAAACAUGAGUACAUGGCAGCACAGUGUGACUCCGUGAUCAUACUGGGAAACAAGAUUUACCAUCACAAAGUCUUACGGGUGAACUACACGAUAUACGACAUACGACGGAACCAGGAUUCCAUGAACUCACACGCUCAUUGUGACAUUAUGAUUCAUUCUUGUGAGUCGGGUCCGGGAGUCCAUCCGUACUGGUAUGCUCGUGUUAUUGGAAUAUUCCACGCCUCCGUUGUUCAUGCUGACGCCACGGCCACCAAUUGCUCACUUCAACGCAUCGAGUUUCUUUGGCGCGAACCGCUGGUGAGGUGGAUGACUGGGCAUCUUAUUAUUUUCAUUGACAGGGAUAUGUUCAUGCGGUAUCAAGGCUGCGGAAUUGGACAUGGCCCGCAUCAAUCAGCAUGUGACGGACACGCUGAGCAAUACAAUGAGAUGCCCAUUCCAACCACGAGUGGUGUAACACAGGUGGAAGAUGACGACAACAGCGUAUAUGAGAUUCCUGGCAGCGUGGCGAGCAGUAUUCCAGGUAUGAGCGAGUCCGAUGAUGAUAAGAGCAGAGACUCGGACUCGGACGAUGAUGGAACAUCUUCAGACUUGUCAGAUGAACUUGGGCCUGAGGACGGCGAGGACCCUCUGGACUCGGAGGACGAAGCAAUCUCGUUGUAUUAG